Messenger RNA from Drosophila pseudoobscura, 1150 nucleotides. RefSeq names its product Elastin-like (gene Elal). NCBI's taxonomy places the organism in Eukaryota, Metazoa, Arthropoda, Insecta, Diptera, Drosophilidae. The transcript has a single exon. The coding region runs from base 28 to 1014 and encodes 328 amino acids. The record is from RefSeq and is a predicted model, not a curated record.
UUGGCGGCUUAGUCUUGCCGUGACAUUAUGGCCUGGAGGAGUGGAAUCGCAUUCGCUGCCCUGACUGUGGCCCUGAUCCUGACUGUCGGCAGUCAAGCCUCGCAGUUCAGUCGCGACGAGAGCCGCGAGGAGGAGGAGACCAACUUCAACCUGGCUUCCACGCUGACUGGAGGCAUCCGCAGCAGUCGCCACCACCAGCGGGCGAAUCUCAACUCGCAUCUGUAUCCCGAUAGCGUUCAGCCGGGAACAACCUAUGGCGGCCCCGGCAUCGAUGAUCCACAUGGUCACGAGCAAGGCGGAACCUCUUCGAGAGUAGGAGGCUCCAAUUUGAUCGGCUAUGUUGGAUCGCAGUCUCCGCCUUUGCCAGCUGCUCACCCUGGUCAAGAGCUUCCGCCAGGAAUUUAUCCACCUCCUGGGUACCCGACCACAGGUCCUCCUCAGCCUCCCGUUCAUUUUCCUACUGGAAAUGCAGCCCAUCAGUCAGGGGGUGCCGCCGCUCCAGGUCCGUACUAUACACAGCCAAGAGCAGGCUCAUAUCCACAGCCAGGAGUAGGCUCAUACCCACAGCCAGGAGUGCCGUCCUAUCCACAGCCAGGAGUAGGUUCUUUUCCGCAGCCGGCCGCUCCAGGGGCCUAUCCCGCAGGGUAUCCCAGCUACGCCUAUCCUGGAGUUUAUUUACCCCAAUUCCCCGGCUAUUCGCAGCCUGGGGCAUAUCCUGGCUACGCACCAGGAGCUCCUCCAGUGAUUGUGCACCCUGGGGCAGCUCCUCCAGCUGGAGCUGGUGCUACAGCUCCUUCUUACCCACAGAAGAGCAGCAGGCACCACAGCCGAUAUCCGACGCACGAUGCUCAAGAUCCGGAGCACUGGGACCACAGGUUCUCCAUGAACACCGAGUACAAUGAGGAUGGCGUCCACAAGGGAUCCUUUGAUGUCCUGAACAACCACAAUGCCUUCGGGUAUGGCAGCGGCUAUGGGGGCGGCUACAAUGGCGCCUUCAAUUCACCGGCCUUUUGAAAUAAAAGUCCUCCCAUCUGGAGGAGAGGCGUAGUCAUAAGUUGGAUUCCAGCCGCAACACCCUCUGAGGCAAAGAGCAGCUGUUCUGUCUGUCUCUGAAUAAACGUGAUUUUUGCACACCCAGCACCCAACCCAA